AUGCCUCCAAUAUCGUACCUGUUCGCAUGUGAGUGGUGUCUCGAGCACUUCACGCAACGUGGCGCGCUUGUGGCGCACAAGCUCCACAGCCAUGACUGCAGGCUGGAACGCAGGCGGCGACUUCGUUACCUUGCCCGGCAUCCCGACGCUGACAUCAAUGACGUCUUUGGCGAUGCUUUUGCCCACGUCGAGGGAAAUGCGACGGUUGAAGCUGAAGAUGCGGCACAGCACCCAGAGGGCUUGGAUGCUCAACCCUCGGGCGGGAGUGGCAGCGACGACGACGUGGAGACGGAGGAAUGGGCCAGUGACGACAGUGACUAUGACGACGGGGCUUCUUCCGAAAGCGAUGACGACGCUAGCAGUAUGGACGACGUCGAUUUCAACACCGCUCUGGAGUUCUUCCACUUCGUCGUGGGCUGCAACGGUGGCGAAGGCCUUAGCGACAAGUGUGUCGCCUGGCUUAUCAAGAUAUUGAGAGACCCGCGUCUGGAUUUAGACGCCAUUUGCCACUGGCGUACCAAACGCGCUGUCCUCCAGUACGGCCUCCGGCUCAUGAUGGCGCGACGUGUUUACCGGACGGAGGAAGUGCGCAUUCCGGGGGUCGACCACACCUUCGAGGUCAUGUUGGCCAGUAUCGUCGAGGGCGUCUUGGAGCUGUUUGGGCACCCUGACAACGCGGAGGGCUUCCAGCUCUUUGCACGACCCGCCUUCACACGACGCCCUAAUCCUGUACUAAGCGCAUUGACAAUGCGCUUUUCUAUGCCGGGCAGCAUUGUGCGCAUGAUCUGCCGGCUCAUUCGAGGGCUUACUUGCGCAAGCAUGCCAUUUCACGCACUUCUACCACGACGCCCUCCGGACCCUUUGCAGGCUGCACUUGACGCGCUUCAUGGCGAGGGCCAGGUCGUGGCCCCCAUCAUCCUUUCAAGCGACGCCACCAUUCUCAGCGGGUAUGAGCGCGUGAAGGUGUGGGCGGUGUAUCUGAGUCUCGCGAACAUCCACCUCCGCCUCCGCUGGGGCGACUCUGGCAAGAUUCUGCUCGCCUUACUCCCGAUGCCCACCCAGGGAAUGACGGCUGAGCAGAAGGUGCAGCUUUUCCAAGCUGCGAUGCAGAUAGUCCUGGCAGAUCUCAUUGUUGCGUCCCACACUGGGAUUGCGCGGCGCGAUCCAUGGGGGGUCGACCGGGUCAUCUGGCCCAUCCUCUUCUCCUACGUGGCGGAUUUCCCAGAGACCUGCAAGGUCUCCUGCACCCAGCAGCAUGGCAGUGCGAUGCCGUGCUCUCUGUGCUAUGUGGAUCGCGGGCAUCUCCGGUGCAUGACGGCGGCUGCAUCGGAGCCUCGCACCGUGGAUCAGCAGUCUUCCCUGCUGCAUAACCCGCGGCUCGCAAGAACGUACUCCACUCUCUGCAUCCCGUCGUUCCUGUGGGAGCGGAACUUCGCCCGAACUGUAUGGGGCAACACGUAUCUGUCCCAGAUGCCGGACAUACUGCAUAUCAUCUACCUGGGCUUCUGGCUCUACCUGCGCGCAGCACUGCGCGGGCCCGAUUCGCGUGCCGCCACCCUUGACGAGCGACAGAAUGCUCUGCACCCAGAGGCCAGGCAGGCGGGCCUGAUCACUCCGACCGAUUCUGCCUACUGGGUCUCUGGCGCGAACUUCAUGGCGUCAGAGCACGCCGGUGUCAUGAUGAUGGUGCCGUUUGUCAUGGAGGGGCUGGUUUCAGUCAUCAGCAGCCGCACCAUCGUCACGUUUCUGGACUGGCACGAGACUUACGUGAGGGCCGCGCAGCACACUGACGAGAGCCUGAGCAUGUUCCACACGGCCACGCGUAGGAUGGUGCAGCUUGUGGAGAGCACUUUCCCACGCGACCACUCUGGGUGGAACUUGGUGAAGGUCCACCUGCUGCUCCACCUCACAGAGGCGAUUCGAAGGGGGGGGCUGCCACGUGAAUACUCUGCGGCAGUUUACGAGAACGCCCAUAUCCGCACCUGCAAGAGGCCGUAUCGAGCGUUGAACCACCGGGACCUGAGGCGUGCGAUCGCACAGCACAACACCAACACGGCGCUCCUGACCCAUCUCCCUACCAACCUCGAGGGAGAUCGGCAGUACAACACAGCGUUGCGACGGGCCAUCGCUGCUGGUCUGCCCCAGCUGUGCCGCCAGCGCUACCGGCUGCUGAGCGCUAGCAGUGCGCGGGAGCAGGCGCCGCUGGGCCUGUACGCGACAUACGAUGCCGCCAUCCCUGGAGGGAUCGGGCCCUACGAGAUGCUGUGCCGCCUGUACGGCUACAUCCCGUUCCCAGCAUGGGUCCACACCGCACUCGCCCUCCCCGGGCGCGAGAUGGACUACACCCUGAUCAGGCCGCAUUACGCCCGUGCAGCUCCCUCUCUCCAUGGGGCACCUGCGUUCUCGUUCAUCGAGUAUGAGGACGGGAGCGGGGAGUUGGUGCAUGGCCGCGUGCACCUCCUGCUGACGCUGACGAUGAGCAGCUGCGACGCCGACCCUGCGGGAGAGGAGCUGGCCUUCGUGAGGCGGUGGUUCCCCUCACAGGAGGACGAGUGCACGGGGUGCAUGAGGAUGCGCCCGUCCGACGACGAACUUGGCUAUGACUUCGUGCCGGUCGUAGCCGUGCAGAGGACCGUGCACAUGGUGGAGUCCUUCGUGACUCCUGGGCUGUG
Molecule: messenger RNA, 2672 nt
Organism: Closterium sp. Yama58-4
Lineage: Eukaryota; Viridiplantae; Streptophyta; Zygnematophyceae; Desmidiales; Closteriaceae
Source: the annotation of a GenBank genome assembly